Molecule: messenger RNA, 3093 nt
Organism: Ipomoea triloba (trilobed morning glory)
Lineage: Eukaryota; Viridiplantae; Streptophyta; Magnoliopsida; Solanales; Convolvulaceae
Exons: 5
Coding region: 236-2899 (887 amino acids)
Biological process (GO): DNA-templated transcription
Cellular component (GO): nucleus
Source: RefSeq, a predicted model, not a curated record
UCAGCGAAUCACCGGGAGCCGCAGCGAUCAGACGGCGGAAGCUUUUCUAAAGGAUAAAAAGAAAAGAAACUAAUUUAUCACAAGCCCUAGACUCCCAAAUCUCCCCAAUGAGAUCUUGCGCCUCUUAGUAAUUAAGCACUGCCUGAGGUUUCAUUUUCAAGAAAUUGUGUAACAAACAGUUUGUUGUAAACUUACCAAACUGAAAAGGGCCUCGGAAUAACAUAAGGGAGUUUAUAUGGAUAAAAAUACAGUCUCUCCUUCAGGAAGUGAUACAAGUAUUGCUUCUGGAACAAUAUUGGGUAAAAGGAAAUUCACAACAACUGAUCUACCAGAAUAUUCAUGGCCUGAGGAGUCACACCUGAAAAACAUAAGAAGAAAUACUCAUGAAUUUGCUUCAAUUCAAAGAAAGCGUGAUGCAUAUGCUAUGCGAUAUCAAUUUCCAGCUGAUAAGUUUCAUCAUAAUGAUACUACAAAACCUAGAUUGACUGGUAAUUCUGAUUCCCAAAGAUAUGAAAUUGAAUAUUCAAAGGACAUGCCUCUAAGUAAUGAGCUGCAGCUUUUAAAACAUGAAGAGCAGUUCCGAAAGUUGGAAGUGCAGACUAGAGAGACACCUAAAUUACCAAGUUGGAUACUUGAGAAGGGAAAUGUAUGCGCACAAUCUGAAUCUAAGGGAUCAUUGUCAAUUCCAUCCUAUACUUCCUAUACAGAAAAGUCUCAGAGCGAACCUGUAGUACAAAAUACUGCCCUAAUAAAGACACUGUUGGCUACAUUUUGUAAUGAUGAUUUGUCUGUAACUCGGAGAGCCAUGGGAACAUUUCAGCAGAGUUCUUCUCAGCCUGACCGCUCCAAUAUUCUCUCUGAUAGAAGAGCAAACAUGGAUGAAGUCAAUGAGUUUGAUACUUCUUGUCCUUUUGGACAAAGAGGGCAGGUUUUUCAGAAGAUUGAGAGCAAUAAUGCUCCUAAAUCCUGUGCUGAGCAAAAGGACAUCCGGACCGAAGGGCAGUCCAAUGUGGGGGAUUCAGAAGGGUUCAAUAAGGAGAACAAAAAAAAUUCCUUGGUCGAGGAAUUUGCUUCUAGAUAUGACCAAAAUUCUGAUAAAAGUUUCAAACAUGAAAAGCAGAAGUUGAAUCAUGGCUCCCAUAGAUUUGAAGAAAAGAGUAUGUCAAAAUUACAUAAAUCAUCUGUGGCUGCAGGAAAGAUAUGGGUUGGAUCUCUUCAGCUAAAUUCUUCCAUUGCUGUGCCUGCAGUUGCCUUCUUUAAAAGUGGUGAGAAGUUGCUUGAUGUCAACUGGUAUGAACUUGUAGACGUUAAAGGGAAAGUAAGAUUAGACGCCUUUGAAAAAUAUAUCGAGGAACUUUCUCGCUCGCGCAAUCGGGGAUUAAUGGUAAUUUCUGUGAGUUGCAACAAGGGGUCUGAGACUGACAUCAAGCAUAUGAAAGAGGUUGCAAAAGGGUAUGUAAAAGGCGAAAGAGUUGGCCUUGCACGCCUUUCACAAGGCUCUGAUCUUUACCUCUGUCCUCGGACCGAUACAAUUAUCACAAUCCUUGCGAAACAUGGUUUCUUUAAGGGGUUGGCAGCGAUUCAAAGCACGUGUGAGCUAUUUAUUGGUUGUGUAGUGUGGCGAAAAAAUCAUUCGGUUGCUAAAAAGUCUGAGAGCAACACAAAUAGUUCCCAGUCCGAGCAGUUACAGAAAUCUCUGCCUGAUUCUAUUGAUGUGCAAGCUGUGGGAAAAAGUUCCAUAUCAUCGGUUGGCGAUGCACAAGCACUGGCCUCAGCUAAAUCUUCCUUGGUUGCUGAAAGUAAUGACAUCAAGGAUAAUCAAAAUACGGGUGGUGUUGACAGUUCAUCUUCUAACGCCAUUUCCCUGCCAAUGCUCUCGCUAGCAGAGCAACGAGGACCUGUUCCUUCCAAGUCGGAGUCACAGGUAACCCCGGGGAAAUGUGGAAAUGUGGAACUUCCCAAAUACAGUCUUGCUUUGCCAUCCAACACAUCAAGCCAGAAGGCCCAGGUAACCAUUUCCCUGCCAAUGCUCUCGCUAGCAGAGAAACGAGGACCUGUUCCUUCCAAGUCGGAGUCACAGGUAACCCCGGGGCAAGCUUGUUACACUGAACUGGCUAGGGGAAAUGUGGAACUUCCCAAAUAUAGUCUUGCUUUACCAUCCAACACAUCAAGCCAGAAGGCCCAGAAGAAGCCAUUUAAUGAUGAUGAUCUUCCUGAGUUUUACUUUGGGAGUGCUGGUGGGGUUUCUAAAAGUUGUGAUGGGAAAUCCUCUGAUGCACAUUUGCUCAACAGAACUAGAACUGAAGAUGGGUCUGGGAACUUAACCAGAUAUUUGGCACAUUCUGUUCCGGUCUCCAAGCCAACAGCUUCGAAUUCGACCCCCAAUAUAGACAUGCCUCCAAAUAGGGAAGCCAGUGUCCAUGGCGCCCCACUCCCUCUUUCCCGACGAAUGGAAGGAAGACAUGCCCACCAGAGCCACACCAUUCCACCACCUAAAAUUGCCAUCCCUAAGAUUCCCUUUGCUGAUUUAGGGAAGAAAAUUUUCUUUGAUGAUGAUGACGACAUGCCUGAAUGGCUUCCACCAGAUCUAACGAAGCAAUCAUUUGCCAAACGAAGCGAUAUUACAACAACAAACCCAGGUUUCAAGAAUUUGCCCUUCAACCACCAUCCUCCAAGGCCAUUGCCACCACCAUCAAAUCCUCCAAUGUUCUCUUCCUUAGCAGUGCCCCCUCUGCUGCCGCGUCCACCUUUCAAUUCGAAUGUGCCUCCCCCGGUGCCCUCUCGUGAUCGUCAGAGUUAUAUGACGGGAUUUACCUUCAACCCUGUUCUACGGCCACCCUCCGGUCCACUGGCAGGAAGGAGCCCUCUGCAGCCUGCAGGUGGAGUUUGGAGGCCAUAAUAUAGAAACUAUACAUCAAAUAGGAAGGAAAAUCAGGAAAUGGUUUGAACCUGUAGAUACCCAUAGGAGAAAGUUGAAUAUAGGUCUCAUGAGUGUGAAAGAAUGUUUGAAUUUUAAUUGGCUAUGGUUUAAGUUUAAAACUAGUUGAGUUUAAACAGUCCUCAAACCAUAAGAUUGAUAUACUUAUUGCAGAA